AUGAAGAGCUUUGCGGUGAUUUUAGUUCUGGUGUCUAUGGCGACGGUGUCGUCAGUGCAUGCAGCGUGUAGCACCGAUCUGUCGCCUUACAAACCCUGUUUGCCUGCUGUGAUGGGCACGACGCCGCCCUCGCCAACCAAAGAAUGCUGCAUUGCUGUUAAGUCCGCCGACAUUUUGUGUCUGUGUGAGGCGGUCGGUACGACUGAACUUCCCGGACUCAACAAAGAAGCUGCCCUUACGCUUCCACAGCGAUGUGGCGCUGUUGCUUUCAGCACGAGAGUUUGCGGGAAAUAA
Molecule: messenger RNA, 294 nt
Organism: Physcomitrium patens
Lineage: Eukaryota; Viridiplantae; Streptophyta; Bryopsida; Funariales; Funariaceae
Biological process (GO): systemic acquired resistance
Molecular function (GO): fatty acid binding
Source: RefSeq, a predicted model, not a curated record